Papaver somniferum (opium poppy) is the source of this 2715-nucleotide messenger RNA. RefSeq names its product G-type lectin S-receptor-like serine/threonine-protein kinase At1g11300. Gene Ontology annotation, biological process: protein phosphorylation; recognition of pollen. NCBI's taxonomy places the organism in Eukaryota, Viridiplantae, Streptophyta, Magnoliopsida, Ranunculales, Papaveraceae. The transcript has 7 exons. Bases 1 to 2544 code for a protein of 847 amino acids. The record is from RefSeq and is a predicted model, not a curated record. Gene Ontology annotation, molecular function: ATP binding; protein serine/threonine kinase activity.
AUGGAUUUGGAUACUAAAAAGAAUUCUUUUUUUGUUCUACUUUACGUUUUUGUACUGUGCAGUAAAGCUCUUCAUUCAAUUGCAGCUGAUACAAUCACUGUGGGUGGAACUCUAAGCGGUUUUGAAACAAUUACAUCAAAAGAUGGUAGAUUUAUGAUGGGUUUCUUCACACCAGGUCAGUCUCGGAAAUACUACUUAGGUAUUUGGUAUAACUAUAGAACGGCCUUGGUGAGAACAAUAGUUUGGGUGGCUAAUAGGGAUAAACCCCUGAGUGGUAGUUCAUCUUCCCAACUGAAACUUUCAGAAAAUGGUAAUCUAGUUCUCCACGAGUCCGAAUCCUUAAUUUGGUCUACUUAUUCAGCUUCAAGUACUUCUAAUACAACCGAAGCAGUUUUAGGUGAUGAUGGAAAUCUCGUUUUAAGAGAGAAGUCUAAUCCAUCUGUUGUGUAUUGGCAGAGUUUUGAUUAUCCAACAGAUACUUGGUUACCUGGUGCUAAAAUUGGGAUCAAUAAGAAAACUAAUGAAAGUCGGGUGCUUACUUCAUGGAGAAAUCAAGAAGAUCCAGCUCCCGGAAUGUUCAAUCUAGAAUUAGACCCAACUGGAAUCAGGCAGUAUCUUAUUAAAUGGAACAAGUCAAUAGAGUUUUGGAAAAGUGGGGAAUGGAAUGAACAAGCAAAAACCUUUACUUUAGUUCCUGAGAUGAGAUUAAAUUACAUUUUCAAUUUUAGUUUCAUUUCAAAUGAAAAUGAAAGUUACUUUACUUAUAAUCUUUAUAAUGAUUCAAUUCUUUCAAGACUUAAAAUGGAUAUAUCUGGCCAAAUUAUGCAAGUUACAUGGUCACGUACAUCCGAAAGGUUGAAUUUGUUUUGGUCUCAACCGAAACAACUCUGUGAUGUUUAUGGCAUCUGUGGACCUUUUGGCAAUUGUAACCAGGAUACAUUGAAGUGUGAGUGUUUGCCUGGUUUCAUGGAACGAUCUCUUUCAGAUUGGAAUCUUCAGGAUUCAACUGGUGGGUGUGUUAGGAAUCCGUCUUUGCAAUGUGGGAGUGGGAGUAAGGAUGUUUUUUCACCAAUUCCAACCUCGGAAUUGCCUGAUGAUCCCCAGAAUCGACUAGUCAAUAGUGCGGAAGAAUGCAAAUCAGCUUGUCAUAGUAACUGUUUUUGCAAUGCUUAUGCUUAUGGGAAGAAUGGGUGUCAAUUAUGGGAGGGAGACAUGUUAAAUACCAAAACUCAAUCAGAUGGCAAUGCAGAGAAUCUCUACCUCAGAGGUGCUGAUACGGGAAUUCCCUCGCCCGAAAUCUCCCCUAAAAGAACAAAGAGAAAGGUGGAAAUUUGGAAGAUCAUGAUACCCGUUAUAGCUGCUUCGAUGGCAACUCUCAUGGGAGUAUUAGGAUACAUGUAUCUGUGCAAGAGGAAUAAGGCUAAUGAAAGAGGGAGGUUAAAAGAUCUCCAGGGGGUCUUGACUGAUUUAUUGAAAAAUAAAGCUACCUACAAGGACAUGCCAAAUACAAACAUGCUUAAUGAUCGUAAAACUGAAGGAGAAACACAUGAAUUACAAAUAUUUGAUCUUGUUUGUUUAGCCAUUGCUACAAACAACUUCUGCUUGAAUAAUAAAUUGGGAGAAGGAGGGUUUGGGCCAGUUUUUAAGGGUCAAUUACAAAACAGGCAACAAAUAGCCGUGAAAAGACUGUCGAAAAGCUCUCGCCAAGGAAUUGAAGAGUUCAAGAACGAGGUUGAAUUGAUCUCCAAACUUCAACACCGUAACCUUGUGAAGCUGCUUGGUUGUUGCAUCGAAGGAGAAGAAAACAUGUUAAUUUAUGAGUACAUGCCCAACAAAAGCCUGGAUGCAUUUCUAUUUGAUGCAAGGAACAAAGCAAGCCUAGAUUGGGAUAAGCGGUUCAAUAUUAUUGGAGGGGUUGCUCGUGGCCUUCUUUACCUUCAUCGCGACUCGCGAUUAAGAGUUAUUCAUAGAGAUCUCAAAGUCAGUAACAUUCUUUUGGAUGAAGACAUGAUCCCAAAAAUUUCAGAUUUUGGAAUGGCAAGGAUAUUUGGCGGGAACCAAACUAUCGAUAAUACUGUCCGGGUCGUUGGUACACUGGGUUAUAUGUCUCCGGAAUACAUGGUGGGAGGGACUUUUUCGGAGAAGUCUGACGUCUUUAGUUUUGGAGUUUUAGUGCUAGAAGUUGUGAGCGGUAAAAGAAAUAAUAGCUUCUACAAUCCCGAACAACCUUUGAACCUUCUUCUUCAUGCUUGGAGACUUUGGAAUGAAGGCAUAUGGGCAGAGAUUGUCGAUCAGGAUUUGGGUGAUGUAUAUUCUCCAUUCGAAGUGAUGAAAUGCAUACACAUUGGUCUUUUAUGUGUUCAAAAUAGAGCAGUAGAUAGGCCAACCAUGGCUGAAGUGGAUGUCAUGCUUAGCAGUGAAACUGAUCGUCCAGCUCCGAAAGAACCUCCAUAUAUGUUCCCAGCUCCAUCGGGUAAGCCUGGAAUUCCUCCUAUUCCCUGCUCAAAUAACAAUGUCACUUUGACCAUGAUUGGAGGUCGAUAGGGUACUAUUUCAAAAGCCGAAAGUGAUAUCAAUUGUUCACAAAUGGUUAUAUUUUUUUUUGUAAGUUUCUUUAUUUGUAUUUUCUACAAUUGUUUUCACUCCUGUUGGGUUUGUUAAGAUAAUGUGGAGUCAGUUCUACUCAUUAGAAAAAUAUGAACUUUCAUUCCGUCA